CUCUCUCAGCUUCUCUUUUCUCCCUCAACUGUGAUUUUCAGUUAUAGAUUAAUAAAGGAAGUGCGUGGUGAGGGUGGAGGGGCCAGUUGUCAGUUGCAGAAGUGAAACAAGCCAGCAGAUCUCCACAGUUGCACACGCAGUCACACUGUGUUCUACUAGUGCUCAAGAAGACUAACAAUAAGAAGCAAAGUGGGCUAAAAGUACACAGAAAAGAAGACAAGAGUCAUCCUGUGCCAUGUUGGCUGAAGGUUUUCUCAGAGUGCUGCGUUACAGGGAGGAAAGAAAAUUUGCGUCUAAGCAGCACAAAACACAGGCACACGCUAACCGUACGGAUCCGUUGAACUGUGAUCUCUCAAACUCUACAGACCUACAGACAGAUCCAGCAGAAGCAGGUCCAAACCAGGAACAACUAGACUCCAACCAUGCCAGUGGGCUGAGAGUGCUGCCUCAAGGUCCUAUGGGUCUCUUAAUCCCUGGCUGUUCACCCAUCCUCGCCCUGGACCAUGACCUAACAGUCUGCUUAGACAGUUGUAGCCUCUUGGAGCAGUAUCCAGACAUACAGGUGGCUGACUCAGGCGUCAUCCCACACAACCCACUGAGAGCCACCAUCACUCAGCGCGAGUUGUACACUCAAUCUCCAUCAGCCUCUGAGGUUUGCACAGCCCAGCAGGAUCUGCAAAAUGAGCCUCUCUCAUCGAUACCAGACCAGGGUUAUCUGGUUAUGGGGGCCAGUGUGAACAUCAGCCUGGAUCUGCCCGGCUCAGGGUUGGAGCCUAUGUCUAAUUCGGUGCUGAACGGGCUGCUGGACAAACAGCUGGAGGAGGUGUACCUGCAGCACCUGACUGACAACUUGGCUCGGUGCAACUCCCACCUGGGGAACAGCCUCCUGCAUGGCCUGGUGCCGCCCCCGCAGCCCAGCAGCCAGGCAGAGGGGCCAGAAUCACUGGAGGCCAGUCUGGUGGAAAGCGGCAGGAAGAUCAGCUACCUGAGCACCCACAACUUAGCUCCCUGCUCAUCCACCUUCAGCUCCCCUGUGCUGCGGAUUUCAGAGGCUGACAGUACCCAUCUCCAGUGAAGCAUGAGGGCAAACACCCAGAAAGAGUAUUAAAUAUGGAAACUGAGAAGUGUAAACAACUGUAUUUGCUGUUAUUUUUGUUUACCUGUAUCUACACAAUGUCUUUGUUUACUUGCUAGAUGAAAUGAUGCCUCAACUUUACCUGCUCUCAUAUGACACCUGCUGUUAGAUUUAAGUACUACAUCACCCUGAAUUUACCAGUUAUUCAUUAGAAUUCAUGUUACUGACAUCAUAAGUGGGUGUGUGAAAGGUAUUUAACAUAUUCAUGCAAACUGUGAUCUAGUGUGAGUUUAUCCUGUACAGUGAAGAAGCCUUAUAAAUAGAAAUGUAACCUAGUGUUGAUUAAUCCUUCUGGUCUAAAUGAAGUAAAAUAAAAUAAUUAUUAAAUCA
Thunnus maccoyii (southern bluefin tuna) is the source of this 1465-nucleotide messenger RNA. RefSeq lists its product as uncharacterized. Gene Ontology annotation, biological process: regulation of toll-like receptor signaling pathway. NCBI's taxonomy places the organism in Eukaryota, Metazoa, Chordata, Actinopteri, Scombriformes, Scombridae. The coding region runs from base 236 to 1075 and encodes 279 amino acids. The transcript is spliced from 2 exons. The record is from RefSeq and is a predicted model, not a curated record.